ACUUGCGAGAUGUCUGGACGAGGCAAAGGUGGUAAAGGACUCGGGAAAGGAGGCGCUAAGCGUCAUCGCAAAGUGCUCCGUGAUAACAUCCAGGGCAUCACCAAGCCUGCUAUCCGCCGCCUGGCUCGCCGCGGAGGAGUGAAGCGAAUCUCCGGGCUGAUCUAUGAGGAGACCCGCGGGGUGCUGAAGGUGUUCCUGGAGAAUGUGAUCCGGGAUGCCGUCACCUACACCGAGCACGCCAAGAGAAAGACCGUCACCGCUAUGGAUGUGGUGUACGCGCUGAAGCGCCAGGGGCGCACUCUCUACGGGUUCGGGGGCUAGAGAUCUGGACACGAAACACGAACACAAAGGCUCUUUUAAGAGCCGCCCACCGUUUCAUUUAAGGAGCUUUGAAUUAUAAAUCAAACUGCACUUAAGAAAACCGCAAAAUGUUUAUGAAGAAUGUUUUACGUUGUUGAUUACUAGGUUUUUCAUUUCAGUUUUUUUUUUUUUACUCUAACAGGUGGUAUAUUUCUGUAGCCCCUAAACACAGAUCGGGAUCUUUUCAUGAAACGUUUAAGCUUGUAAAUGAAUCUAUUGAAUGGAAUACGAACUCCGUUAAACCAAGGACCCCCUUGUGCAGAAAUAAAGCCCGGUAACAUUUUUAAUUCUUACCCAAUUUAGUUUUCCUAAACCAGUAAAAUAAAAGCAGUAAAUCUUGACCAAAGUUUAUUGAAUCCACAGCAUCGUCUUUUCUGAAUUCGAGGCGAAGUAUCACCGUUCAAGCUGCUGUGAAACAAUCGCUCUCUUAAACAAGCACGAAGUCAAGAAGCAUCGAUAUUGAUAUUGAGUUUCAACACGUUUAAUGAGCGCAGCAGAGCGCCCUGGGGUUCACAAUAUAUCUGUAUUUGUUGUAUAUUUUAGACGCAUCGGGAGCGGGGUUCAGUAUUACUGUACAUUGAAUUAUUGACGCAUUUAAUAAAAGAAAAAGCAAACAUCUGGAGUGACGGUUGUAAAAAAGGCGCCAAGUUCAAAUCUGAACUAAAAAAAAAAAAACCACUCCGCUCGUGGCAAAGUCACCACCCCUUCCUUU
This is a messenger RNA of Polyodon spathula (Mississippi paddlefish), 1072 nucleotides long. Its product is annotated as histone H4. The record is from RefSeq and is a predicted model, not a curated record. The transcript has a single exon. Gene Ontology annotation, molecular function: protein heterodimerization activity; structural constituent of chromatin; DNA binding. Lineage: Eukaryota; Metazoa; Chordata; Actinopteri; Acipenseriformes; Polyodontidae. The coding region runs from base 10 to 321 and encodes 103 amino acids. Gene Ontology annotation, cellular component: nucleosome. Gene Ontology annotation, biological process: nucleosome assembly.